Messenger RNA from Fomitopsis serialis, 1140 nucleotides. RefSeq lists its product as uncharacterized. Gene Ontology annotation, cellular component: nucleus. Lineage: Eukaryota; Fungi; Basidiomycota; Agaricomycetes; Polyporales; Fomitopsidaceae. The record is from RefSeq and is a predicted model, not a curated record. The transcript has 3 exons. The annotation marks the transcript as partial.
ACGGUAACUUCAAGCAGCCCAGGUAUGUCGCGAAUGACAGCCAACGGUGCCCAGCGGCUGACAGACGUCAGGGCAUCGUAUAUCCACCGUCAACAACACAGCCUUGCCUUCCCGCCACCGGGUGCUUCCUUGUCUCCGGCAGUGUUCAGCAACUCUGCUACAGCGCAGGACGGGCGCGACCUUCAUACCAGUUUCCAGGGACUCGGGAUCCGAGGUGAAGCCAGUGGCAAAAGCUCAGUAGCUGGCGCCAACAGGCACGCGGUGGAGACCAAAGACCACCCAUCUCCGACUAGUACCACUAGUCGAGCUAAGCAAGGCGUCGCCCGCACAGUGCGUGGAAGGAGGCCAAGUCGCGCCCUGGAAAGUGACAACGAGUGGCUCCAAUACACCAAGCCAUUCAAGAUGCAGGGCGCCAACUGGCUGAGAUGCACCUGGGCGGACCGACUGCCGGAUGGCAAUCACGUCGAAUGCACAUAUGUUCAGAAACGGCACCUUGUGAAGCGUCACAUUUGUUCAAAGCAUCUGGGCAUCAGACCCUGGGAUUGCCCGAUGUGUGACAAGUCCUUUGCCCAAUUGAGCAAUUUGGAGACCCACAUCAACACACACACCGGCGAUAGGCCACACGAAUGCCCAUUCUGUGAAGAGAGAUUUAAGGAUCCGGCCAGAUGCUGCCGGCACAAGAAGGAUGUACAUGGGUACAUUACCGCGCGCGAGAGGAAGAUGUUGAAGGACCUGUAUGGCACCUCAGACCCCGAGUUCACGGAUUCGGAGGAUGAAGGGACAGAUCCAGAAGCGGCAUUCCCUGGGCCAAUGGGCACAGGGACUGCUGCGCCUCUGCAUGGCCGGCGCACGUAGGAUGUCCGGCUCGGACUAACUGUUAUUCGGUUUCUCAACUGCUUUCGACCUUUUGCUUCCCCACAUGCAUUGUUGUCCCUCGCUGUCGUCGUCUGUAUGCCACUGUUUCGCUUUCCUCGGUACUCAUGUUGUUCUGGAGCUCGCAUAAUUAACGCGCCGUCGUAUACCCUGUACAUACUGUAAACCCCGCAAUGAUUGUAAUCAGCUGAGAGACAUACCACACAAUGCAAGGAGGCCAAUCCGGACGGGAAUCACUACUUAGAUGAGUUUCCGGACGUAACGAUC